Messenger RNA from Boleophthalmus pectinirostris (great blue-spotted mudskipper), 1881 nucleotides. It is a transcript of the gene crtac1a, whose product is annotated as cartilage acidic protein 1a. The record is from RefSeq and is a predicted model, not a curated record. Bases 177 to 1811 code for a protein of 544 amino acids. The transcript has 14 exons. Gene Ontology annotation, biological process: axonal fasciculation. Lineage: Eukaryota; Metazoa; Chordata; Actinopteri; Gobiiformes; Gobiidae.
UUGGUCAAAAUACAAUGAUUUUCGCUGAUUGGUCAGACGCCCUGCACUUACACAAGCUGUUUCAAAACAUGACUUGUGUAAGGUAAAAGAAAACCACAAUCAAAUUGUAUCAUUCUUGAGGAAAGGUGGAUGCUCUGAUCAGUUACGACGACACAUAUCUACUGCGGAAAACAAUCAUGUGGUGCUGGUUUCUUCUGGUUGGCCUGUACCAUGCUGCUCCCACCCAGGGGUCCGAGCCCCUGUUUCAGGAUGUAACCCAGUAUGUGCUGCCUCCAGACAGGCUGCACAACCCAACACAGCUCAACUAUGGGAUGGCAGUAACAGAUGUGGAUGGGGAUGGGAGUCUGGAAGUGGUUGUGGCAGGGUACAAUGGUCCUAACCUGGUCUUCAAGUAUGACAGUGCUCAGCAGAGACUUGUAAACAUAGCAGUGGAUGACCCUAACUCCCCUUACUACGCUUUGAGAGAUAUACCCGGGAACGCCAUUGGAGUCACUGCUUGUGAUGUGGACGGAGAUGGACGUGAAGAAAUCUACUUCCUGAACACAAAUAAUGCAUAUUCUGGAAGGGCAACUUACUCUGACAAGCUAUUUAAAUUUCGCAAUGGGCGUUUUGAAGAUCUAUUGAGUGAUGAGAUUAAUGUUCGUAGAGGUGUGGCUAAUCGCAUGGCAGGGCGUUCAGUGGCUUGUGUUGACAGAAAGGGAACAGGGAGGUAUUCAGUCUAUGUUGCAAACUAUGCCAGUGGAAAUGUUGGGCCACAUGCUCUGCUAGAAAUGGAUGAGACCGCGAGUGACGUGACCAAAGGAUCUAUAGCUCUCUCUGAUGUAGCCGCAAUAGUUGGAGUCAACAAAUUCACAGGAGGCCGUGGUGUUGUGGUUGGACCCAUCCUGAACCAGGCGAGGUCUGAUGUGUUCUGUGACAACGAAAAUGGACCAAACUUCCUCUUCAAGAACAAUGGAGAUGGUAUAUUUGUGGACAUGGCUAAAAAAGCAGGUGUGGAGGAUAGGUACCAGCACGGCAGAGGAGUGGCUCUGGCUGACUUCAAUGGUGAUGGAAAGACAGACAUUGUCUAUGGAAACUGGAACGGACCACACAGACUUUAUCUACAGGGCAGCAAUUCAAACUUCAGGAACAUAGCUACUGGAGGAUUUGCCAGUCCCUCACCAAUUCGAACGAUAAUUGCUGCUGAUUUUGAUAAUGACAAGGAACUUGAAGUUUUUUUUAAUAACAUUGCAUACAGAGGCAAUGCACCUAACAGAGUUUUCAGGGUCUCCAGACAAAUCAAUGCAGACCCUGUGAUUGACGAACUAAAUGUGGGGCAAGCUGCAGAGCCACAGGGAAGAGGAACAGGAGGCACAGUCACAGACCUAGAUGGUGAUGGACGACUGGAGCUGUUUAUUGCACACGGAGAGAGCGCCCAGCAGCCAAUAUCUGUUUUUAAAGUCACACAGGGCUCGUCCAAUAACUGGCUGCGGAUCAUCCCCCGAACUCAAUUUGGGUCUUUCGCGCGUGGAGCCAAAGUGACCGUGUUCACCAAUCAGAGUGGAGCUCACACACGCAUCAUUGACGGCGGCUCAGGCUACCUCUGUGAGAUGGAGCCUGUGGCACACUUCGGUUUGGGAGGUGAUGAGGUAAAAGUCCUGGAAGUGUCUUGGCCCAAUGGCACAACAAUGACUCGUGCUCUUCAGCCUGGAGAAAUGAACUCAGUGCUUGAAAUCGCUUAUCCGAGAGACGGAGCAAUGUCGGUGUUGGCAAAUGACACACAGUGUGGCCAAGGUUUUAUUGUCAAGAAUGGUCAUUGUGCAGGUAUUUGAAGAUGAGAUCACUAAGAUGAAGAUAUAUAUAUAUAUAUAUAUAUAUAUAUAUAUAUAUAUAUAUAUAUAU